This is a messenger RNA of Sitophilus oryzae (rice weevil), 2145 nucleotides long. RefSeq names its product moesin/ezrin/radixin homolog 1-like. Gene Ontology annotation, cellular component: plasma membrane; adherens junction; microvillus. Gene Ontology annotation, biological process: positive regulation of protein localization to early endosome; positive regulation of early endosome to late endosome transport; regulation of cell shape. Gene Ontology annotation, molecular function: actin binding; cell adhesion molecule binding. The transcript has 8 exons. NCBI's taxonomy places the organism in Eukaryota, Metazoa, Arthropoda, Insecta, Coleoptera, Curculionidae. The record is from RefSeq and is a predicted model, not a curated record. The coding region runs from base 160 to 1845 and encodes 561 amino acids.
AAUGUGUCACAUAUUCCAGAACAACUUGCGGGAGUGUAUGUGAUUAAGUGCAAGUGUAAAGUUGAAAAAUAACACAACUCCUUUAGUUACAAAAAAAACAAGCGGAAUUUAAGGAUUUUAAUUUUUAUUUUGGACAAGAUAUAUAUUAAAGGGUGAAAAAUGAAAUUGAAAGUACGCACGCCAUCUCACGACAUAGAUUUAGAAGCAGUACCAAAAACGACUGGUCGAGAACUUUUCAACACCCUGUGUAGAUCGCUGGGUAUACAAGAAACGUGGUGGUUUGGACUGUGCUACAAAGGAACAGAAAAUGAGGAUGUUUGGAUAGACAAAUCAAAAAAGACACUAAAUUACCUUCAAAGGUACCUGGGCAACGUUCGUUUCAGUGUUAAGUACUACCCAGAAGACGUGAGUGAACUUAUCGAGUUCGUAACCAUCGAAUACUUCUUCAACCACGUCAAAAGCAUCAUCAUCAACGAUGAAAUCUUCUGCCCGGCAGAUACCUCGGUGCUUUUGGUGUCCUACGCACUUCAAGCCAAGUAUGGCGAUUACAACAAGUCAGAUUUCAAUGAGGAUUUUUUAAAGAAACAAACCCUGUUGCCAGAAAGAGUUAUCAAACAACAUAAAAUGGACCCGGCAGAAUGGGAAAACAAUAUAGUCAAUAUGUGGCUGAAACAUCGAGGGUUGGACAAGGAAGAGGCCAUGUUGGAGUACCUAAAGUUAGUACAGAACUUGGAAAUGUACGGAGUGACAUAUUUCAGUAUCAGGAACGCUAAAGGAUCAGAUUUACUUUUGGGAGUCACAUCUCUGGGACUGAACAUUUAUAAACAAGAAGACAGGCUAAAUCCAACGACAUCUUUUCCAUGGUCCGAAAUAAAGAAUUUAAAAAUCAGAGGCACAAAAUUCAUCAUCAAACCCACCGACAAAUCUGGGAAAAAUUUCACCAUCCACACAACCAACGAAAAAAUCAGCAAAAUCAUUUUAACGCUGGGCAUCGGCAAUCACGAACUGUACGUCAGUAGGAGGAAGCCCGACACCCCGGAAAUUGUGAAAAUGAAAGAAAAAGCCAACGAAGUGAGAAAAACGAAAGUGCUGAUUAGACAAAAAUACAAUAAUGAAAGGGUAGCUAGGGAAGAAGCUGAAAGACGCGAAACCCUGUACAAACAAGAACUGGAAGAACUAAAGUUACAAAUGGAACAAAAGGAAGCUAACCUGGCCAACGCAGAAAGAACUAUUAGAAAACUCCAAGAGCAACUUGAAGACCUGAAACGAAGCAAAGAGGAGCUGGAGUUCCAAAGAAGAGAGCUCCAAGACAUGAUGCAACGAUUGGAAGAAAUGAAGAACCUCGAGGCGGCCGAGAAACAGAAACUGGAAGAAGAAAUCAGAAACAAACACGCGGAAGUAGAGAAAAUCCAAUGGGAAGUAACCAGGAAAGACGAGGAGACCAGGAAACUUCAAGAGGAGGUGGAGGAGGCGCGCAGAAGGGAAGAGGAAGCCCGCAGGAGGCAAGAAGAAGAAAGAGCCCAGAGGGAGGAGGAAAGAAGGAUUGAGGAGGAGGAACGUAGAAGAAAGGAGUUGGAGGAGGCAUCCAGGACGGAAAAAGAACUGGAAGUACUACCUAACGCUGACAAUACUUUGCCUGAAUUCAAGCAAGUCAAUGAUCAAUUAAAGGAACAACUGAAGCUAUUACAACAGCAACUGGUCGAUACAAGAAACAGUACAGAAGAGACCGAAUUAGAGAGAAUCCACAGAAUCAACUUGGCACAGGGCAGGGAUAAAUUCAAGACAUUACGAGAUAUACGUAAAGGAAACACCAUCCGAAGAGUUGAAAUGUUUGAGAACAUGUAACAGAAUUAAAUAAGAAACAUUAUUUAUUUACUUAAAACAUUUCUGUUCUUUAUAAACUUGAUAAUAAAUCUGAUAUUCUAUUUAAUAUACUUCUAAAAAUUGCCAGGAAAAAAGCAAUUUACUUUUAUUACCAGGCAAGUGUCACUCUCCAUGAACAGACUAUACAAAAUAAAACAGCUUGAGUAAUUUUUUUUAAAUAUAAUCAAUGCAAUGAAAAUCAUAUAAUAAGAACAACAAUUUUAUACACCUAACUUUUUAUUAAAUGACUAGGAAAUAAAUGGUAUAAAUACAGUUUUUAAA